Molecule: messenger RNA, 2511 nt
Organism: Cuscuta campestris
Lineage: Eukaryota; Viridiplantae; Streptophyta; Magnoliopsida; Solanales; Convolvulaceae
Source: the annotation of a GenBank genome assembly
AUUUCUACGAUCAAACGCUAUUCACCCCCCCCUCUAGCGUUGGUCUAUUAUUCUAACAAUUGGUAUCAGAGCCUAACUCGCGUCCAAACUUAACCGUUUGAGAGUAAAGUGAUCAUGGGUUCUUCUUCCAGAAAUCUUUAUGCAGGAAUUGGAGAAGGUCAAUCAACCUCUAGGCCACCACUCUUUGAUGGCACCAACUACACAUAUUGGAAAGAGCGGAUGAGAAUUUAUAUCCGCUCAACCAACUUUCAGUUGUGGUUGGUCAUCAAGAAUGGCGAGGAAACUCCAAUGAAGAAAGUCGAUGAAAAACUCGUCCCAAAGACCGAGGACGAAUUUGAUGCCGAAGACAUCAAAAAGGUGGAGAACUACGCCAAGGCAAUCAACAUGUUGUACUGCGCGGUCAACCCAGAUGAUUAUCGCAAGAUCUCUUGCUGCACCACUACAAAAGAAAUGUGGGACAAGCUGGAGGUCACAUAUGAAGGUACGGACCAAGUUCGGGAAGCCAAAAUUGACUUCCUAACGCAGGAGUACGAGAUGUUUAGGAUGAAGGAAGGCGAAAAGAUCGAUGACAUGUUUGAUCGGUUCUCAAAAAUCAUCAACGACCUUCACGCUCUCAAGAAGACGUACGCCAACAAGGAUCUCGUGAGGAAAAUCCUGCGGAGCCUCACACCCGAAUGGAGAUCAAAGGCUGACGCAAUCUACGAAUCCAUCGGAGUCUCCAAUGUCACCAUCGACGGGCUAAGAGGUAACCUCAAAACUUAUGAAUCCACUAUUCUAACCCCGUCUUUGGAUGAACAAAAGAAGAAGGGAAUAGCGCUGAAAGCAACCAAGGAGACCGUGGAAGUAGACUCAAGCGAUGAUGACAACGAGUUCGGACUCGUCAUCAAGAAAUUCCACAAAUUUAUGAAGAAGGAAUUUGAGCGCAAAGGAAGAAAGCACGACGGUCCCCCGAAGUGCUAUGGCUGUGGUGAGAUAGGCCACAUCAAGCCGAGGUGUCCAAAAGGCAAAAGCGGCAAGAACAAACCUGGCUUCAAAAAGCAACAAGCCUAUAUCUCGUGGGGUGGCGACUCCGGCGAUGAGUCAACUGAUCAAGAAGAGGAGGAAGCCGCCAACCUCUGCCUCAUGGCGCACGAAGAUCAAACCGACGACGUUCAAGAGAUAAUUCUUCAUCUUGUUGCUUCAAUAAUGGCCGGAGGAAAGAAUACAAAGGCUUCCAAGAAGAAGGGCAACGCCGAAGCUACGACCUCAGCGCCCCCGCUGUUCCCCUACCUCGAUGGAUCUUUCUUGGAGUUCAGGUCGGAGGAGGAACUCACCCGAUUUCUCACAUACUUCGCCAAGUGCCCGAUCUCUCCGCCCCGCGUGCUCCCGGAGCUGUUUCCUCAACAAAAGGGGUACCACGACCUUGACAAUCAACUCAAGGAGUCGGGUUUGUGGCCCUUCGUCUCCAAGAGUCGCACCGCCUUCAAUCCUGCCUAUGUCCGGGCUUUCUACUCCAAUCUCCGUCGGGACGGGGACAUCAUUCGCAGUAGCAUCAAUCUCUACGACAUAGAGAUUGACUUGGCUACCUUCGCUCGGGUUGCAGAGCUGCCUACCCGCGGUGCCGACAUAGCGUCGUACGGUGGCGACGACUGGAUCCUCAACAACGAGGCGGUUGUCAUUCGCGAGCUUGGCAUCACCAACUUGAUCUGCCACAGCGGCGCGCCGACGAUUCACUCGGCCCCACCGGACAAGCGCCUCCUCCUCUACAUCAUCACCCGGAUUCUUCGCCCCCGGGAUAGCAGCCAUACCUCGCUUUUCAACGAGGACUUGAAGGCGAUCCACGCCAUCAUCCACGGCGCCUCCAUCAACUGGGCGAAAUUUGUCAUGAUUCACAUGACGGAUUGCGCCUCCAUCACCACCGAGCGAAGCUUGCCAUACGCCUUCCUCGUCAUGGACCUCAUCGUCUCCGCCGACAUCCACAUCGCAGGGCCGGACACAAAGAUGACAAAGCUGUGGAUCAUCCAAGACAGCACCUUCCGGAAGAAGUCCGGUGACAGAACCGGCGCUGGACCAAGUCGGGCUCCAGCCCCCGCUCCCGCCAAGGCCUCCUUACAGUCCAUAGCCGAUACCCUGAAUCGGCUAACCAUCACCGUGGAUGGCAUGGGCCAGUACUUGGAGAGGAUAGACUGGACGCUGCAACGCCUAAACCACGACAUGACGGCGUACUUCCGCGGCAUCAACUACGUCCCGCCACCCUUUGACAGCACCUUCCUCGGCCAAAACUAUGAAGGCGAGGAUGAGGAGGAUGCCUCCUAUGCUCCGUCCUCCUCCCCCGACGAGGCCGAUUUUGAGGACGCGGUCGACGGGGAUCCCAUGGACGUUGAGGACGACGAAGAAGACGAUGACGCCGAGGACGAGGACGCCGCUGCCUAGACUCUACUAUCUCGCCUUUCUCUACUUUGAUUGCAUGUUUUAUUUAAAUUCCGUUGUAUUCAGCAUUUUCUCCUCUUUUAAUGAAUAAAAGUUCACUUU